UCCACAUUCCUUACACGUAUAUCCACAUUCCUUUAAACCACCCUACAACUCAACCCCACCCCAACACUCACCAUGCGCUUCAGCUCCAUUCUCGUCGCCGCCCUCCCCAUCCUUGGCUCCGUCUUCGCUGCCCCCGUCAACACCGAAGCCAAGACGGAUCUCUCCCUCGCCCCUGCUUCUUCCGCGCUUGUCGAGCGUGAUGGGCUCUUGCUCGGUGCUCUUGCCGACCUCAAGGCAGAUGUUACCGCCGUGGGCUCUCUCUCCGGUGUGACCGUUGAAGCCGAUAUCAACGCCGGUGUCCAAGCUGUGCUGGACGCCUUCAACAAGUGUGGCUCAGCCCUUGGUAUCGAUUUGUCUCUGGGCGUGGACGCAACUGUCGGUUUGGACCUUGGUCUUCUCAAGCGCGAGUUCAACGAGCGAUCUGUCGACAAGCAAUCUGUGGCUCAGGCCCUCAUAGACGUUAUUGUCCUCGUCAACGUGAACAUCCUGGUCCCCGCUAAGCCGGUCCUCUCUUCCUGUACCUGCUCCCAAACCCACUCUCUCUUCACCGAGCUCGACUUGCUCCUGACCGGCCUUCUCUGCGCUUUGGACGCUCUCCUCGGCGACCUCCUUACCAUCGUCAAGGGCCUCUUGACCUCUGUGCUGGGUUUGGUCGCCGUCCUCCUCGGGGGCUUGCUCGACGGCUCCCUUUCCGCUCUCGGCUUCUAAGACGACCUUACCUUGUCUGGCGGGGACUUGCCCUUCAUGCUUCCAUCAUCUUUUACCACAGCUGGCAAUGUCGACCACUAUUCGGGUAGCGUCUGUCUAUAAGUCAUUGGCUGGAUUAAAAUCUCUAAUAUCGAAGUCGUGCUUUCGCAUGGUCCCCUACUACUCCUAUGAACCCUGAUAUAUCCUUGGA
This is a messenger RNA of Cryptococcus amylolentus CBS 6039, 898 nucleotides long. RefSeq lists its product as hypothetical. The transcript is spliced from 3 exons. Bases 73 to 708 code for a protein of 211 amino acids. The record is from RefSeq and is a predicted model, not a curated record. Lineage: Eukaryota; Fungi; Basidiomycota; Tremellomycetes; Tremellales; Cryptococcaceae.